Aspergillus glaucus CBS 516.65 is the source of this 396-nucleotide messenger RNA. Its product is annotated as cupin domain-containing protein. The transcript has 2 exons. The record is from RefSeq and is a predicted model, not a curated record. Bases 1 to 396 code for a protein of 131 amino acids. Lineage: Eukaryota; Fungi; Ascomycota; Eurotiomycetes; Eurotiales; Aspergillaceae.
AUGGACGAGCCACAGUACGACCCGCGUCGCCCAAUGCCUACCCUCAACGUCGCAUCGCAAUACCGUUUAGCAAACUGCCCCGGUAAGAGCAUUAUCGGGUUGCUUGUCAAUUUCCCCCCGAAUGGCUCGACUCCCCCACAUCGACAUGGCGGCGCAUCCGUUUCUGCAUAUGUCAUCAGCGGGACACUGUUGAACAAGAUGAACGACGAUCCGAUGAAAAUAAUCAAAACGGGAGGUUCCUGGUACGAAGCUCCGGGAUGUCAUCAUCGCAUCAGCGAUAACGCAAGCAAGACCGAACCGGCUACCUUGUUUGCGUCCAUGAUUCUCAAUACGGAGGUGUAUGAGCGGGAUGGGAUGGCGGCAUUGAUACAGAUUGAUGAGGAAUACAGUGUGUAA